Molecule: messenger RNA, 3672 nt
Organism: Aethina tumida (small hive beetle)
Lineage: Eukaryota; Metazoa; Arthropoda; Insecta; Coleoptera; Nitidulidae
Gene: ClC-a
Product: chloride channel protein 2
Exons: 11
Coding region: 674-3415 (913 amino acids)
Biological process (GO): transmembrane transport; chloride transport
Cellular component (GO): membrane
Molecular function (GO): voltage-gated chloride channel activity
Source: RefSeq, a predicted model, not a curated record
GACUUGCUAAUGGCUUUAUCAAAGUUUAAACAAGUUUAAAGUUCAGGUUCGGUUCCAGAUAAAUUCGUUUCGCGGUGAAGAGGAAUCGGUGCGAAAUAAAAUCGCGUGGAAAACACUAAAAUACACACAACGAAAAUCUGUCGCAAUGUCGGAGUCGCGUCCGCCAAAACAAAAGGUCCGAAAUAGUCGUUUCUCUGGAUCGGUUCCAAGACGGUCGAGGGCGUAGUUUCGGUCUCGUGACCGCCUGCACGACCGGAUUCCGAUCCUAUUGAAGUUUUUUAUUUUUUUCGCGUCCGUUCGGUGCAGUCAAAACAUUCGUCACGUUGAUCGUUGAUUGUUAAAUGAGGCGCUAAUUGUUCCCGCGUCGAGCACAAAAACUAAGAUGUGGGGGUCCCCCCAUCUGUUCUCCGAUGAAGUGACAGUCCUGACGUUUAUGCGAUUCGAGGAUGAACCGGUUAGCCGAAACGUCAAUCGGUAAUCCUUAAAAUCGAUCCGUAAUCCGUUGUCACGAGUGUUGCACAGAUAAGAUUCAGUGACGGCCACUUGUCCCAUUCCGAGUGAUCCGAUGCACAAAUCCUACCCAGAUUGAUUGCACUGACAUUCGAUUGUUGGAACCGAGGAGGCCAUGUGGAUCAUUUAAAGCGGAGGAGGGCAACGUAAGAGGCAAAAUAGGAUGGAGCGAAUCGACGAGUUGGACGAAAAGUCCAACCAAAAGUUCGGACUCGGAUACCAGAACACUUUGAUGUACGGCAGAUACAGCAGACAGCUGGGAGAGUUCGCUAAACUAGAAGGUUUAAAGGCGGCAGAAAAACGCAGACAAAAAGAGGAACGAGCUCGGAAAAAGGAACUCAGAGGCUACCAGGGGAAGGUGGCGAAGGCUGUGUCGUUUUUGUGGAAGCACACCUUCGCCCGUUUGGGGGAAGAUUGGGUCUUCCUCGCACUAUUGGGCUUGAUUAUGGCGGUACUUAGUUUUAUCAUGGAUCGGGGCAUUUCCAUGUGCAACAGUGCCCGAAUCUGGCUGUUCAGGGAUCUGACCAAUCAUCCGGCUGCCCAAUAUGCGGCUUGGGUUUCGCUGCCCGUUUGUCUGAUACUGUUCAGCGCGGGGUUCGUGCAUUUAGUUGCCCCACAAUCCAUCGGUUCUGGAAUUCCGGAGAUGAAGACCAUCCUCCGCGGAGUAGCCCUAAAAGAAUAUCUGACGUUCAAAACGCUUCUGGCGAAAGUGGUGGGCCUCACGGCGACGUUGGGAAGCGGAAUGCCAUUGGGAAAAGAAGGUCCGUUCGUCCACAUUGCUAGCAUCUCGGCGACUUUAUUAAGUAAACUGGUGACCGGUUUCCAAGGAAUUUACGAGAACGAAUCCAGAACCACUGAAAUGUUGGCGGCAGCUUGUGCCGUGGGAGUCGCCAGUUGUUUUGCGGCCCCCGUGGGUGGUGUAUUGUUCAGUAUAGAAGUAACGACGGUUUAUUUCGCCGUGAGGAAUUAUUGGCGAGGAUUUUUCGCCGCCGUUUGCGGCGCCACCACUUUCAGACUGCUCGCCGUGUGGUUCCAGAAAGCUGACACGGUCACUGCAGUUUUCAAAACUAACUUUUUCAUGGACUUUCCCUUUGAUCCUCAAGAGUUGUUCGUCUUCGCUCUAAUGGGAGCAUUUUGUGGUUUGGGAGGAGCGUUUUACGUUUGGACGCAUCGCCAGUACGUGAUGUUUAUGCGCAAAAGCAAGAUAAUCAACAGUUUCCUGCAGAAGAAUCGUUUCCUCUACCCGGGCAUCGUUUCUCUGAUUGUUUCAACGAUCAGCUUCCCUUUAGGCACGGGACAAUUCAUCGCUGGUGAUCUUACCACUCAUGAUCAGGUUGCCAGUUUGUUUAGCAACUUCACUUGGACUAAUUCUAAUUUGACGGUUGAAGAACAGGAGAUUUUAAACCACUGGACGACUCCUUAUACUGGAGUAUAUGUUAAUUUAGUUUGUUAUAUUGUUUUCACGUUUGUGUUUUCGAUUAUUUGUUCAACGGUUCCGGUACCAAGUGGAAGCUUCAUUCCCGUUUUCAAAAUUGGGGCAGGAUUUGGCAGAAUUGUUGGAGAGUUAAUGCAUCUAUGGUUUCCAACAGGUAUGAGAUACGGUGGAAAAGUUGCGAAAAUCAUCCCCGGAGGUUACGCAACAGUGGGGGCCGCAGCGUUCUCCGGUUCCGUCACUCAUACAAUAUCCGUGUCGGUCAUAGUGUUCGAGAUGACCGGACAAAUCACCCACAUCAUCCCCAUAAUGAUUGCAGUUUUAAUUUCAAACGCCAUAGCCAGCUUGUUGGCACCCAGCAUGUACGACAGCAUUAUUUUAAUCAAAAAGCUUCCAUACUUGCCCGAUUUGUUGCCGAGUAGUAGUGGCAUGUAUCACGUGUACGUAGAAGACUUUAUGAUUCGUGAAGUUAGAUACAUUUUCUACGGCAUGACUUACGACCAACUCAAACAACUGUUAAAGGAAAACAGGAGGUUGCAAAGUUUUCCUCUUGUGGACAAACCCGAAAGUAUGGUACUUUUAGGCUCCAUCCAACGGAUACAGCUCAUCCAGUUGAUCGAGAAGCAGAUCGGAAGGGAAAGGCGCCUGGAAGUCGCUUUAAUAAGACAAAGGGAGGCGGAAGAAAAAGCGCGUGAAGAGGCGAUGAGGAAAGCGGAAGAGAGACGCAGAAGACCGUCAAGAUUUCAGGUCGUUCCUGCUCCUGAUAUGUUGCAAAAACAACGAUCCGAAAACCAAUUGGAUCAACCUCAUUACAACCCCGUGUUCGGCAGUCAACCCAAAAAAUCUAUUUUAAAAAAGACUAAUUCGUUUACUUUGAAAGGUUUCAGUCCGUUCAUGUCGACUAGUCCCGGUUCCACCCCUUACACGACCGUAACCGGUGCUGAAAGCAGAAUUCGGUUGGCUUUCGAAGCCAUUUUCAGGAAAUCAGCUCAGCUGCAAGACGUAGAAGCGAGCCAAAGCCAGUCGGUUUUGGGCGCCGGUUCCAUGGAGAACAAAUCGCAGAUCAUACCGAUGAGCCCCACCACCUCCAAGAAAGUGCAGCUGCCCAAGGAACGAGUGUGCGACAUGUCGCCGGAAGACCAAAGGAUUUGGGAGGAGGAACAGAUGCAGCUUCCAGUCGACUUCUCCGUCUGUCACAUCGAUCCCGCCCCGUUCCAACUGGUCGAACGUACGUCGUUACUCAAGGUUCACUCGCUGUUCUCGAUGGUUGGUGUGAACCACGCCUACGUGACGGCCAUCGGCAAACUGGUGGGCGUGGUGGGCUUGAAGGAGCUGCGCAAGGCGAUCGAAGACGCGAACAGCGGAAAUCUGCCUGCGCAUCAGGAGGUUCCGGUUGCGGGCGCUUCGAACGAAGUCAAAGAGAAUUCGGAUGUGGAGGCGGACGUGAACACGCAUUUAGUUACCGACGUUUAGUUUUUAAGGUCGAAGUCGUGUUUUUGUUUUUUUAGGUUUUCCUGAUUGAUGAUUAUUCUUUUAGGAAUGCGAAACGUGAAUACCUCGAUAAGAUAUUACCGAGUUAGGAUAACUGUCCUAUGAUUAUUAUUGUUAUUAUUUAUGAAAAUGUUUAAACGUAAGGAUAAAUUGUGAUAUUAAUUAGAUGUUAAUAUGUAAAAGAUGUAAUAUUAUUUUAAGACAAAUAGAUUGGAUACUCAAUAAAUCAAUUAUUGUUC